Messenger RNA from Rhodotorula toruloides NP11, 3168 nucleotides. Its product is annotated as DNA mismatch repair protein PMS2. Bases 1 to 3168 code for a protein of 1055 amino acids. NCBI's taxonomy places the organism in Eukaryota, Fungi, Basidiomycota, Microbotryomycetes, Sporidiobolales, Sporidiobolaceae. The record is from RefSeq and is a predicted model, not a curated record. Gene Ontology annotation, cellular component: MutLalpha complex. Gene Ontology annotation, biological process: mismatch repair. Gene Ontology annotation, molecular function: ATP-dependent DNA damage sensor activity; ATP hydrolysis activity; ATP binding. The transcript has 14 exons.
AUGGCUAUCCAAGCCAUCGACAAGUCUUCGGUGCACAGGCUGACGAGCGGGCAGGUUGUCAUUGAUCUGCAGUCUGCGGUCAAGGAGCUCGUGGAGAAUGCGCUGGAUGCUGGAGCGACCAAGAUUGAGGUCCGCUUCCGCGACUAUGGUCUCGAGGCUUUCGAGGUGCUGGACAAUGGCAAGGGCAUCGUCAAGGACGACUGGCCUUCUAUCGCGCUCAAGCACCAUACAUCGAAACUCGCCUCAUUCGACGAGCUCGCCUCCGUCUCGACGCUCGGCUUCCGCGGCGAGGCGCUCUCUUCACUGUGCGGCGUCGCGACCCUCUCGAUGAUCACCUCGACUUCGUCCAAACCGCCCAUCGGCACGUCUCUUACCUUCGCCCACUCAGGCGAGUGCGUCGUGGGCGGCAAGGUCGCCCGAGAGCGAGGCACCACGGUCAAGGUCGAGCGCUUGUUCGACACGCUUCCGGUCAGGCGGAAGGAGCUCGUCAAGAACGUCAAACGCGAGUUUGGUAAGGCCAUCGAGCUGAUCAACUCGUACGCCAUCAUCAACACCGGCGUGCGCUUCGACGUGCGCAAUACCGCAAAAGGAAAGACGCAGACGCACCUCCAAACGCCUACGUCCUCGUCGAUCCGCUCGAACUACGCGUCGAUCUUCGCGGCGAAAGAUCUUGCCUCUUUGAUCGACUUUGACCUCACGCUCGAGGUGCCGACGGACAAGAGCAUUCUGAAGCGGAUUGAGGGGGCGAUGGAGGCCACGACAUUGAUCAAGGUCAAAGGCAUGAUCUCGAAGCCUGCGGCACCUCACGGUCGGACGACCAGCAACCGACAGUUCUUCUAUGUCAACGGCCGGCCGUUCUCUCCCUCGAAGAUCGCGAAAACGGUGAACGAGGUCUACAAGUCUUACAACUCGAACCAGUUUCCUAUCGUCGUUGCCGACUUCCAGCUCGCUCCCGACGCCUACGAUGUCAACGUCUCGCCCGACAAGCGCACCAUCUUCCUCCACUCCGAAACGAACCUCAUUCGCGCCCUCAAAGAACAGCUCGCCAAGUUCUUUGAACCUCAGCACGGCACGUUUGCGAUGCAAGCCAUCGGACCUGCGAAGGGCAAGGAGAAGGUGCAGGAGCCCGAGGACGCUGGCGUAGUCGUCAAGGAGGAGGAGGACGACUUGGCGCUCAGUGAGGGUCGACCGCGGAAGAGGCGGAAAGACUCGCAUGCGCCCUCAAGCGACCUGGACCCGCCGCCGCGCGUAGCAACGCCUGUCGAGCGAACCGCGCCGUCAACGUCCUCAGACAGUCGCCGCUCAAUCUCGGUCACUCCCGUUGUCGACCCUUUCCCAACUCUUCCAGGCGAAGAAGUUAUCUUGCCGACGCCUCCGCCCGACUUUGCUCACCCUCCUCCAACCUCAAGCGCCAACGACGCUGGCGCCGACUCCAAUCUGCCGGCAACGCCUGAGCGACAGUCGCCGCCUCUGGCAGAUCCACCACCUGAGUCCUCGACUGCAGCCCUCUUCCUCCCGCCGUCUCCUACUCCUCAUCCGCCCUCCCCAUCGCCAAAUUCGUCGCGCCGUCGAGCCUCACCGUCACCUGCCCCGAGACCGUCUCCCGCUCCUUCCCGCAACCUGAAGCAGCCGACCCUUCCGUUCGCACCCGCUCGGGCUGCGGCUGGUGGCUCGCGAGGGUCGCGAGGGACGCGAAGUACGGGCGUGGGCAAGGUGGAACCGGGUGCGCGGAUGAAGGGGAUGUUGCAGAAGUUCUUGCGAGGCUCGCAGGCACAAGCGCAGGGUGAAGCGAAUGUAGACGCCGACAGCGCUGAUGGUCAGGAGAACGACGAAAGAGAGGAGAAGGAUGAGAUUGAAGACGAUGAGGCGGACGCUGAGAUGGCAGAAGGAGAGGAAGACGGGCAAGACGAGGCACAAAUCGAACGGGACGAGCUCGCAGCCGACGUCCACGAACCGGCGCAAUCAUGCCGCCACGAGGCCGAGCGAAAGGACGAUUCGGGCAAAGUAGACGAUUCGGGCGCAGCGGACGAGGCUGCAGAGGAGCACAUCGAGGACGUCGUCCUCGUCGUCGAGGACAGCUUCAAUGCGGCGUCUCCGCCAGCGACCGCCGUCGACGACGACGACUUUGAGAUUGUUUCGGCAUCGUGUAUCUGCGUGCACGGAUCGCAGGACAGCGACAUCGAGAUUCAGGAGGACACGUCUACUUCAGCUCGACCUCCCAGCGCCGCUGCAGCACAAGUCGCCUUGCACGACAUCCCUUUGCCUUUCGGUGCUGCCCCAGCCGAGGUCGCCGGCACCGUCAUCGCUGCCGAUGCAGACCUCGACGUCGACUUUGACGCACUCGAGGCGCGCUGGACCGCGAGCGAGCCGUUGCGACAAGGGUCUCCUGCCCGCGCCUCGGCUGACGGCGAAAGGGACGACGGCGCUCUCGCUGGCGCAGGCGUCGACGAGCAGGAAGACGUGGCCGAAGCGACCCUCUCUCGCGUGGUCAGCAAGCAGGACUUUGAGGCGAUGGAGGUCGUCGGCCAGUUCAAUCUCGGGUUCAUCAUCGCUCGACGCAAGGUUGUCGCCGAUGCAGUCGACGGGGACGGCGAGCCAGACGUCCACGACGACUUGUUCAUUAUCGACCAGCACGCCUCGGACGAGAAGUACAAUUUCGAGCGACUGCAAGCUGAGACGGUCAUCCAGUCACAACGGCUUCUCGCACCCCGCUCACUCGGCCUGCCCUCUGCCGACGAGAUCACCGCCAUGGAACACCUCGACCUUCUGCGACUGAACGGCUACGAUGUCGCCAUCGACGAGGAUGCGCAGAUUGGCGAGCGCGUCAAGCUCGUCGCGCAGCCCGUCAGCAAAGAAACGGUCUUUGACGUCGGAGACUUCGAGGAGCUCAUUCACCUGAUCGAGUCGCGAGGCGGCGGCGAGGUCGUUCGGCCGUCAAAGGCUCGACGCAUGUUUGCCAGUCGGGCGUGUCGGAAGAGCGUGAUGAUCGGCAAGGCGCUCAGUGCGAGCCAGAUGACCUCGAUCAUCCGGCAUAUGGGCGGGAUGGAUCAGCCUUGGGCUUGUCCUCACGGUCGGCCGACAAUGCGCUGGCUCGCAAGUCUGAACGCCGCAGCAUCACCUCGCGAUCCUCGCAGCGACCUCGCCCAGCUUGUCGCUGCGUAUGAAUAG